CCGCCCCCCGCCGGCCCCGCCCGUUCCCGUUGCCGGUCAUGGCGGCGCUGCUGCGGCCCGGGCUGCGGGCGGCCGCGCUCCUCGCCAGGACCCCGCGGCGGGCGGCGGCGGCGUGGCCCGGGGACCCGGAGCCGCCGGACCCGGCGCUGGAGGAGGCGGAGAGGUUCCUGCGGCAGGAGCUGCCCGAAGAGUGGCCGCUGGAGCGCCUGGCCCAGGGGUUCGGCGUCAGCACCGACGUGGUGCGGCGGGUGCUGCGGAGCCGUGGCUGCCCUUCGCCGCGCCGCCGCCUGCGGCAGGACCGGCGGGCGCUGAGCGCCGCCGCGGCGGCACCGGGACACGAGCGCGAGGUGCGCGCCCCCGACGGGACGCUGCUGUACCGACUGCCGCGGGGCUGGGGCGGGCCGGGGCCCGGCGCGCAAUAAACGGUGUUGGGACCCGC
This is a messenger RNA of Corapipo altera (White-ruffed manakin), 439 nucleotides long. RefSeq names its product neugrin, neurite outgrowth associated (gene NGRN). Gene Ontology annotation, cellular component: nucleus. NCBI's taxonomy places the organism in Eukaryota, Metazoa, Chordata, Aves, Passeriformes, Pipridae. The transcript has 2 exons. Gene Ontology annotation, molecular function: sequence-specific DNA binding; DNA-binding transcription factor activity. The coding region runs from base 39 to 422 and encodes 127 amino acids. The record is from RefSeq and is a predicted model, not a curated record. Gene Ontology annotation, biological process: regulation of DNA-templated transcription.